AUGUCGGAUUCUGCCGGUGAUUCAAAACCUAGAGUUGUAGUUUUAGGAGGGUGCGGCUUCAUCGGCCGGAACCUGGUGGAGCAUUUAAUAAGCAAUGACUUGGUGAGAGAGUUGCGUGUGGUGGAUAAAACACCACCACAAUUAGCCUUCCUCAAUCCUACACACACAAAGAUCUUUGAAGACCCCCGCGUCGAGUAUAAGAGCGCCAAUCUUAUAAAUCCAACAUCAUGUGCCGCGGCGCUCAGCACCGACGGGCGGCCCUGGGAGCUGGUGGUGAACUGCGCGGGCGAGACCCGCGUGGGGCAGACCGAGGCGGUCUACUCGGAGGGAAUAUUCACGCUGAGCUGCAACGUGGCCAGGCAGUGCGCCAAGAUGAAGGUCGGCCGCUACGUCGAGAUCUCCAGCGGCCACAUGCACAGCAGCGAUAAGCCGCAGAAGGAAGACUGCACUCUUGAGCCCUGGACAGUGGAGGGGCGGAUGAAGGCCAAAGUCGAACAGGAGCUCAAGAACUUGGAGCCGGAGUUGAGCUACACCGUCAUAAGGCCAGCAAUCGUGUACGGAAUUGGAGAUAGGAGGAGUUUGACGCCCCGGCUGCUCAUAGGCGCCAUCUACAAGCACCUCGGCCAGACCAUGAAGCUGCUCUGGACGGCGGACCUCAAGAUGAACACCGUCCACGUGGCGGACCUCUGCCGCGCCAUCUGGCGGCUGGGGCUCGACCCCGACGCGUGCGGCCACACGUACAACGCGGUGGACGAGGCCAACAGCACCCAAGGCUCCCUCGCCAAGCUCGUCUCCGAGAUAUUCAAGAUCAAGCACGACUACUACGGCACGGCGAUUUCCACGCUGGCCAAGAGCGACAUGGCGUCCGUCGCCGAGCAGGCGAACGACACGCACCUGAGCGCGUGGGCGGACAUCUGCCGGCGGCACGCGCUCAGCCACACGCCGCUGGAGCCGGGCGCCGGGGCCGAGCUGCUGCUCAACCGGCAGCUCUGCCUCGACGGCGGCCGACUGCUGGCGCUGCAGAAGCCCACGGUGCCCGCGCCCACCGCCGCCAACCUGCGCGAGGUGCUCGAGGAUUACGCUUCCAUGAAUCUCUUCCCAAAGGAACUUCUGCUA
Messenger RNA from Iphiclides podalirius (scarce swallowtail), 1116 nucleotides. Lineage: Eukaryota; Metazoa; Arthropoda; Insecta; Lepidoptera; Papilionidae. The record is from the annotation of a GenBank genome assembly.